CCCGGAAGUUUAUUCAGCGUACUUCAGUCUCAUGCCUCUUUAGAGGCAAGUCUGGUUACUGAUUGGAACGUGGAGUUAUUUUAGGUUUAGAUAAUUAUGGCUGAAAUUAUUCAACAGCGAAUUGAAGAUAGGAUCCCCGAAUUGGAACAGCUGGAGAGAGUAGGUCUUUUUACGCCAAAAGAAAUCAAAGCAGUGAUUAAGAAGGUGUCUGCUCUUGAGUACAAGCUACAGAGGAGGACCCUUGCCAAGGAAGACUUUAUUAAUUAUAUUCAGUAUGAAGUAAAUCUGUUGGAACUGAUAAAGAAGAGGAGACUGCGAGUUGGAUAUAAAUUUAAGAAAGAUGAAAUUGAAUUAUCCAUUGUGCAAAGAAUACAUGGCAUCUUUAACAGAGCAACCACCAAAUGGAAGGAUGACCUACAGUUAUGGCUUUCUCACGUGGCUUUCUGCAAGAAAUGGGCAACAAAGUCACAACUCAGCAGAGUAUUCUCUGCUGUGUUGGCUAUUCAUCCUGAUAAACCAGUUUUAUGGAUUAUGGCAGCGAAAUGGGAAAUGGAGGAUCGUUUGUCUUCAGAAAGUGCGAGGCAUCUUUUCCUGCGAGCUUUGCGGUUUCAUCCAGAAUCACGGAAGAUUUAUCAAGAGUACUUUCGAAUGGAACUGAUGCAUGCUGAAAAGCUUCGGAAGGAAAAGAAAGAAUUUACUCUGGCCAAUAUGGAGGGAGAAUUUGAUUAUCCUGAAGAAAUCCUAAGAGGUGACUUGGCAAAAGUUGUUUUCACGGAAGCUGUGAAGAAAAUUAAAGGUGCAGAUUUCAUUCUCUCUUUACUUUCUAUAGCCAAAUUGUUUGAUUUCACAGAAGAUCUACAGAAAGAAAUUUUGGAUGAGCUACAGACUCUGUAUGCUGAUGAUCCACUGACCUGGGAUUAUUUGGCACGAAAAGAACUAGAAGCAGAAUCCCUGCCUUCAACAGAAUACACUUCCAAACAUACAAAAGCUACUGAUAUGGCAAGAAAGGAGGACCGCUGUUGUGCUGUCUAUGAGGAAGCAGUCAAGACUAUUCCAUCAGAGGCAAUGUGGAAACAUUAUAUUACAUUUUGCCAAGAGAGACUGAAAAGGAAAACCAGUGCUCAAGAGCUUAAAGAGAAGAGACAAGAAAGACUUUUGGCAGUAUUUCACAGAGCCCAUGAAUCCAAGCUUCAGUCACAGGAUAUGUAUAAGCAAUGGCUCCAACUUUUGUUGAGCCUCGGCUUGACAGACAAAGCCAAGGAGAUUGCUGUUGUGGCGACCAGGUAUUUCAGCCAGUCUUCAGACAUGUGGCAGAGCAGCCUACAGACCUUAAUGGAAUUGAAGAGCCCAGAUGUUGAUCUGCUAUUUGAAGAGGCAUUCAGAAGUAUUGGCCCAAAGGAGUGUCUACUUGUAUGGACUAUGUGGCUGGACUGGUGUGACCAGAAUAAAAACCCGGAAGAGAUGGAAUUGGUGUAUAAGAAGGCUGUACAUUCUGUUAACCCAGCAGUAUCUGUAGCCAUGAAAGAAAAGUACCUGGAGUGGGCAUACAGGAGCAGUGGUUACAAAAAGGCAAAGAAAGUGUUCAAAAGCUUGCAUGAAAGCCAUCCAUUUUCUCUUGAAUUUGUCAAAAGAAUGAUCCAGAUUGAGAAAGAACAGGACUCCCCGAAAAUGCUGAAUUUGCGUGAAUACUAUGAACGUGCACUGAGGGAAUUUGGUUCAACAGAUGCUGAUGUUUGGCUGGAUUACAUAAAGGAAGAAUUGAGUCACCCUCAUGGAAAACCAGAAAACUGUGGCCAGAUAUACUGGAGAGCAAUAAAGAUGUUACAGGGGGAUAAUGUUGAAUAUUUUGUAUCCAAGUAUACAUUACUUCAGACAGGACAUUUACAAUGAUUGCUAAAAAGACUACAUUGCCAAGUCUUUGAAAUGCAAAGUAACAGUUCAGAAGAAGUUAUGUUUUCUUUAUUAGGAUGUACUUUUGAUAAAUAAAAUGUAUGUUAUAAAACUGUUA
This is a messenger RNA of Protopterus annectens (West African lungfish), 2008 nucleotides long. It is a transcript of the gene UTP6, whose product is annotated as UTP6 small subunit processome component. The coding region runs from base 97 to 1890 and encodes 597 amino acids. Gene Ontology annotation, molecular function: protein binding; snoRNA binding. Gene Ontology annotation, cellular component: small-subunit processome; Pwp2p-containing subcomplex of 90S preribosome. Gene Ontology annotation, biological process: maturation of SSU-rRNA from tricistronic rRNA transcript (SSU-rRNA, 5.8S rRNA, LSU-rRNA). NCBI's taxonomy places the organism in Eukaryota, Metazoa, Chordata, Ceratodontiformes, Protopteridae. The record is from RefSeq and is a predicted model, not a curated record. The transcript has 19 exons.